Messenger RNA from Propithecus coquereli (Coquerel's sifaka), 4329 nucleotides. It is a transcript of the gene LRPPRC, whose product is annotated as leucine-rich pentatricopeptide repeat containing. The record is from RefSeq and is a predicted model, not a curated record. Lineage: Eukaryota; Metazoa; Chordata; Mammalia; Primates; Indriidae. Bases 53 to 4216 code for a protein of 1387 amino acids. The transcript has 37 exons. Gene Ontology annotation, molecular function: protein binding.
UCCUCCUGUCCUUCUGGCGGAACGUGCAUCCCGCUGUGGGGACAGCCGAGCAAUGGCAGCACUGCUGAGACCCGCCCGCUGGCUCCUCCGUGCCGGGUUUGCCCCGCAACUCCCGCUCUCCCUGCGCCUCUUAGCGGGCGGCCCAGGGCGGCCGCACGCUGUCCCCUGUCUGCCGGCCGCUCGCGCCGGGUCCGUGGCCGGAGGACUACUAAACCCAGCCAGGCUGUAUGCUAUUGCUGUUGAAAAAAAGAAUGAUAUUCAAGAGGAGCCCACUUCUUCUCUUAGAAGGACUGCCAGUCAAUUUGAUUGGGCCCUAAUGAGACUAGAUAAUUCUGUCCGAAGAACUGGCCGCAUUCCAAAGACGCUUCUACAAAAAGUCUUUGAUAACACAUGCCAUUCAGGCAUCCCAGGUGGUAAUCAAGCCUUGCUUUUACUACGUAGCUGUGGUUCUCUCUUGCCUGAACUAAAGCUCACAGAGAGAACAGAAUUUGCUCAUAGGAUAUGGGACAAACUUCAGGAAUUGGGUACUGUGUAUGAUGUGAGUCAUUACAAUGCUUUACUUAAAGUCUAUCUUCAAAAUGAAUAUAAAUUCUCACCAACUGAUUUCCUGGCGAAAAUGGAGGAAGCAAACAUUCAACCAAAUCGAGUGACAUACCAGAGGUUGAUUGCUGCUUAUUGUAAUGUAGGAGAUAUUGAAGGUGCCAGCAAGAUUCUUGGAUUUAUGAAAACUAAGGAUCUUCCAGUUACAGAGGUGGUAUUCAGUGCCCUCGUUACAGGACAUGCAAGAGCUGGAGAUAUGGAGAAUGCAGAAAAUAUUCUCACGGUGAUGAAAGAGGCUGGAAUUGAACCUGGUCCAGACACAUACCUCGCAUUAUUGAAUGCAUAUGCUGAGAAGGGCGACAUUGACCAUGUUAAGCAGACACUGGAGCAGGUGGAGAAGUCUGAGCUUUACCUUAUGGACCGUGAUUUAUUACAACUUAUCUUCAGCUUCAGUAAAGCUGGGUAUCCUCAGUAUGCCUCAGAAAUUUUGGAAAAAAUAAAAUAUGAAAGAAGAUACAUUCCAGAUGCAAUGAAUCUCAUUUUGCUUUUAGUCACUGAAAAAUUGGAAGAUACAGCAUUGCAAAUUUUACUAGCAUGUCCUAUAUCAAGGGAAGAUGGUCUGAGUGACUUCGGCAGUUUCUUUUUACAACACUGUGUGACUAUGAAUACGCCUGCAGAGAAGCUGACGGACUACUGUAGGAAGUUAAAGGAAGCCCAGAUGCACUCAUCUCCUUUGCAGUUCACCCUCUACUGUGCUCUACUACACAAUAAAGCUGAUUUGGCAAAAGCUCUAAUGAAGGCUAUGAAGGAAGAAGGUUUUCCUGUCAGAACUCACUAUUUCUGGCCGUUGCUAGUUGAACAUCAGAAGAAGAAAAAUGCUCAAGGUAUAAUUGAAGUCCUCAAAGGAAUGCAUGAAUUGGGAGUAGAUCCUGAUCAGGAGACAUAUGUAAAUUACGUGUUCCCAUCCUUUGAAAGUGUGAAGUCAGUCCAUACCAUUUUGCAGGAAAAUGGAUGUCUUCCUAAAAGUGAUACGUUUUCUCAAGCUGAAUUGAGAAGUGAAACAGUAAAUGGGAACUUAGAAUAUGUUUUAUCAUUUUUGAAAUCAAAUACAUUGCCUUUCUCAUUUAAUUCUCUUAGAGGCAGCCUAAUUCUAGGCUUUAGGAGGAUAACAGAAUUGUUGUAUAAGGAUGGACGUUAUUGCCAGGAGCCUCCAGGACCAACGGAAGCUGUUGGCUAUUUUCUUUAUAACUUGAUUGACAGCAUGAGUGACUCAGAGGUACAGGCCAAGGAGGAGCGUUUGAGACAAUACUUCCAUCAGCUGAAGGAGAUGAAUGUGAAAAUUCCUGAAAAUAUCUACAGAGGCAUUCGUAAUCUACUGGAUAGCCACCAUGUUCCUGAAUUAAUUAAGGAUGUUUAUGUAUUGGUUGACAAAGAGAAGAUAGACUCUCGAAAAACUGUGCAAUUUGCAUCAUCUGAUUUGGAGUCUACUCUUGAAAGACUAAAAGCUGAAAACCAACCUGUAGGAGAUGUCCUAAAGCAACUCAUAUUAGUGCUUUGUUCAGAAGAGAAUAUGCAAAAAGCCCUUGAAUUGAAAGCAAAGUAUGAAUCGGACAUGGUUAUUGGUGGCUAUGCAGCUUUAAUAAAUUUGUGCUGUCGACAUGAUAAUGCAGAAGAAGCAUUGAACUUGAAACAAGAAUUUGACCGUUUAUAUUCAUCUGCUGUCCUGGACACUGGGAAGUAUGUAGGCCUUGUAAAAGUAUUGGGAAAGCAUGGCAAGCUCCAAGAUGCUAUUAACAUUCUAAAGGAGAUGAAAGAGAAGGAUGUUCUUAUCAAAGAUGCAACAGUCUUGUCCUUUUUCCACCUCCUAAAUGGUGCAGCUUUGAGAGGUGAAAUUGAAACAGUAAAACAAUUGCAUGAAGCCAUCAUGACUCUAGGGUUAGCAAAACCCUCCUCCAGCCUAUGUUCCCCAUUGGUUACUGUGUACCUGGAAAAGGAUGACUCACCUGCUGCUCUUGAAGCCACCAUUGACUGCUUUAGAAAGUAUAAAAUAUUACCAAGGAUUCAUGAUGUCUUAUGUAAACUGAUAGAGAAAGGCGAGACUGAUCUAAUUCAGAAAGCAAUGGACUUUGUGAGCCAAGAACAAGGUGAAAUGACGAUGCUCUAUGAUCUCUUCUUUGCCUUCCUACAAACAGGAAAUUACAAAGAGGCCAAGAAGAUCAUUGAGACUCCAGGCAUCAGAGCUCGACCUGCAAGACUUAAUUGGUUUUGUGACAGAUGUAUUACAAGCAAUCAGGUUGAAACUCUGGAGAAAUUAGUGGAGCUGACACAGAAACUAUUUGAAUGUGAUAGAGACCAGAUGUACUACAAUCUGCUGAAACUAUAUAAAAUAAAUGGUGACUGGAAAAGAGCUGAUGCUGUCUGGAAUAAAAUGCAAGAAGAAAAUGUUAUUCCUCGUGAGAAGACAUUAAGAUUAUUAGCAGAAAUCCUUAGAAAUAGUAAUCAGGAAGUUCCAUUUGAUGUACCUGAGUUAUGGUAUGAAGAUGAAAAAGAUUCCCAGUAUUCUUCACCAUCUACUUCACCAGUAGAAAGCGAUCUCCAAAAAGAUGUGUUGAAAGCCUGCCAAGACAAGAACAACACAGAUGCGUAUGAUAUUUUCCUGAAAGCACAAGAGCAAAAUGUCGUGUUUAAGUCUAAAACUUACAACAUUCUCAUAAAAUUACUUUUGUCGAAGGAGUGUUUAGCACAAGCAAUACAUGUGAAAGAUUUCGCUGAGACCCACAUCAAGGGCUUCACACUGAACGAUGCUGCCAACAGCCUCCUCAUCAUAACGCAAGUUAGGCGGGAUUAUUUGAAAGAGGCUCUAACAACACUAGAAACAGCCUUGAAUCUGAAGCAGAUCCCUUCUAAGGUAGCCGUGACCCGCCUCAUCCAGGCAUUUGCCUUGAAGGGUGAUGUAGAAGGCAUAGAAGAAAUUCAGAAGAUGGUAAAUGGACUUGAAGACUCAAUUGGACUUUCAAAUAUGGUUUUCAUCAAUAACAUUGCUUUGGCACAAAUAAAGAACAAUAAUAUAGAUGUUGCGAUAGAAAACAUUGAAAAUAUGCUUACUUCAGAGAAUCAAACUGUGGACCCCCAGUACUUUGGUUUGUCAUACUUAUUCAGAAAAGUGAUAGAGGAGCAGUUGGAACCCGCAGUUGAAAAGAUAAGCAUCAUGGCAGAGAGACUGGCGAAUCAGUUUGCGGUUUACAAACCUGUUACUGACCUUUUCCUUCAGUAUGUGGAAGCGGGCAAGGUGGACGAUGCCAGAGCUCUCCUACAGAGAUGUGGUGCAAUUGCUGAACAAAUCCCAAUUUUCGAGGUGUUCCUUGUUAGGAAUUCUCGGAAACCAGGAAAGGCACCAACUCUGCAAUCUUUGUUAGGACUGAUUCCUGAAUUGGCUGACAAGGAAGCAGCAUAUACCUCCCUCAUGAAAAGCUAUGCCUUGGACAAAGAUGUCACAUCUGCUAAAGCGCUGUAUGAACAUUUGACUGCAAAGAAUGUAAAAUUGAAUGACCUGUGUCUAAAGCGUUAUGCAUGCUUGCUGAAGAAUGCUGGAGAGCCUGUCCCUUUCCCUGAGCCCCCUGAAAGCUUUGAAUUUUAUGCAAAGCAGCUAAAAGAAUCAAAGGAAAACUCUUUGUGAAAUAAGUAAGCACUACUGGGUUUUGUGUGUAUUUGUGAUUCUUUGUCUAUAUGUUAUUUUUAAAUGUAUUUGAGAGGAAAAAUAAAUAAAUGAAAAAUUCCUUUGUUUAUGUA